AUGGAUAGUACCAUCAGCGUCCUGCCUUCGGAGGCAUAUGAUAUCAUCACGAAGAACAUCUUCAUUGUGGAGACGAUCGCCAUGUUCUCCAUCAGUGCAGCCGGUGCUGCAGAGGUGGUGGUAUCCAUAUUUGAGAGUUUCAAGAGGUACCGCGGGCUAUACUUCUGGAGCAUGCAAAUCGCCGCCUGGGGCAUCCUAGUCCACGCCAUCGCAGCCCAGAUUCGCUUUCUAAGCUACGCCUCCAACCUGGCCAUGACGAUCCCCUUCGCGAUCGGCUGGAUAUGCAUGGUAACCGGACAAGCGGUGGUGCUAUACUCUCGACUGCACCUGGUCGUUCACGACGUUCGACAUAUCCGCUGGGUCCUGUGGAUGAUUAUAGCAAGUUUCUUCAUUCUCCAUGCACCAAUGACAGGCCUUUUCUUCUGCCUUAACCUCGGUGACACCAGAUGCAUACAUCCCGCAGCGAUUUACGACCGUCUCCAAAUCGUGGGAUUCGCCCUGCAAGACACGAUCAUUUGCGCCAUCUACAUACGCGAGGCACUCAUGGCGCUGAAACCUAUAUUUGCUAUCAGGGGUCACUCGGGGAGAAGAGUCAUCUACUGGCUUCUUUUCGUCAACGUUUUCGGAAUCAUCCUCGACAUCCUAAUCAUCAUCACCGAAUUCAAAGUCCACUAUAUCGCGGUAGGGUUCAAAACAGUCGCAUAUAGCAUCAAACUCAAGCUUGAGUUCUUCGCUUUGACCCAGCUCCGUGAAUUGACGCGCACAUAUCCCUGCUCGCUAUGUCAAGGAUUAGAAGGGCAAGCGCGAGGAUCCAGCGAGGCGAACAUUUUCAACGUCCCGGUCAAUCACGACCAUCCAACUGUCCAGGUGGGAACAUUGCCUAGCUUUGUGGGAACUAUUAGCCCACCACCGCCUCAAUCGACACGUAGCAGUACUUAUGAUUUCCAUGAGGCGCUGCGACAGACGGUUUCGACUGAGAAUUCCAUUCACGUGCAUACGGAUACUAUUUCGCCGAUUCGAUCGGAUACUCGAUCUACAGUUGAGAUGACUUUGUUGGAGGCUCCGAAGUAG
Molecule: messenger RNA, 1071 nt
Organism: Penicillium olsonii
Lineage: Eukaryota; Fungi; Ascomycota; Eurotiomycetes; Eurotiales; Aspergillaceae
Source: the annotation of a GenBank genome assembly